GGCAAAAGGGCAUCAAGAAGCACAAGUGAAAGGUUCACGACGCAACAUUCCAGCCUUGCAGAAGCCGACUCGCAGCCAAUUCACCAUGUCAGACGCUCCUCUCUCCAUUUCCAACGAGCCAUACAUGCUCUCGCCUGAGCAAAUCACCUCCUUCGAGCAGCAAGGAUUUCUUAUCCUCCGCGACUUCCUAGCCGACACCUCUUCGGUGCAAACAUUGAGGCAAUGGACUCAGCAGGUGCACGACUGGCCCCUCGUCAAGGGCAAAUGGAUGCCGUACCAAGAAAAAAUCAGCGAUGGACGCAUGGUGCUUACCAGGACGGAGAACUACAGCCCCUUUCACCCAGGCUUCAAUGCGCUCUUCCGGGGUGAUCGUUUGAUGGGCGUCUUGAAGCAGUUGAGUGGUGAAGAGAUGAUCCUUUUCAAGGAAAAAAUUAACUACAAACUCCCCAAGGCUGGCGGCUUUGAUGCACAUCAAGAUGCGCCAGCAUACACGCAUGCUGGUGCUUUGAAGCACCUCACCGUUAACAUCGCCGUGGACAAGGCGACACUCGAGAACGGGUGCCUCGAAGUUGUGCCUGGAAGCCACAGGAUGAAUAUCCCUGUGGGAUCCGACAACUGUAUCCCGAAAGACUGGGAAGAUGCAAACGAGUGGAUCCUUGUUCCCCUCAAGCCAGGCGACGUGCUAAUCUUUGGCUCGUACCUUGCGCACCGUAGUGGACCAAACUCAUCCUCGAACCCGCGCGCAGCAAUCUACGCGACGUUCAACGCAGUUUCAGACGGUGGCGACCGUUUCGCAGAGUACUACAUCAACCGACGCGCGGAGUGGCCUCCGAUGCACGAGCGGGAGGAAGGCAAGGAUUACAGCCUUGGCGCGCUAAGGUACGGCUUUGGAAGCCCAAUGACGGGUGCAACGCAGCACAGCCGUAUGCAAACCGAACUAUUCGGUGCCACAGUAUCGCAAGCGGGUGUCAGCGCAAAGAUCGCGUGAGAGUGCUGCAACAUUCUGUGAUUCUUUGGACAAGUUUGACCGCGAACCAAGUGUGAGCCACGUAUUCCAAUCCAACAAGCGAUGGAUUUCAAACCGAUGCUCUCAUCUGUUUCAUUAGAUGAGCUAUGAU
Messenger RNA from Tilletiaria anomala UBC 951, 1118 nucleotides. RefSeq names its product PhyH-domain-containing protein. The coding region runs from base 86 to 988 and encodes 300 amino acids. The record is from RefSeq and is a predicted model, not a curated record. The transcript has 5 exons. NCBI's taxonomy places the organism in Eukaryota, Fungi, Basidiomycota, Exobasidiomycetes, Georgefischeriales, Tilletiariaceae.